UUGCUGUCGAGGGUAAAAACUAAAAAGUCAGUGUCUUGCUGAAGAAAAGAUAUCGACAUAUCCAUCAUUCCUCGAUCUCCAUUUAUUUCCUUCUGGUCCUUUAUACUCCUCCGAGUUCGCCAAUGCUUGCUUAAAAUGCCAUCAAUGCCUACUGCCCAAUGGUUUGCGGCCGCGAUUUUAGGUUUGUGGGGACUCGGAGGAGCCUUGCGUGAUGUGAAAGGCUCGAGCUUUUUGCUUCUCCGCUAAUGGCGACGGCUGCUUCGGCUGGUGCUUGAGGAGCUUUUAAAUAGAGGGGUUUUUGGGAGAGCAAUGGGAGCGCUGCUUGCGACGAAGCAUCAGAGAGUGAUGGGGGGAUUCUCAGCGAGAAUGGUCUGCUUUCUCUGCAUCUCUUGCUUCUGUCUUGGGGUUUUACUGGUGAACAGGAUAUGGACCUUUCCUGAGCUCGCUGGUGGAAACGAGGCAUCGCCAAAGGGAGUUUAUAAAGGGAGAUAUCUGGAAAGAUCUGUACAUUGUGAAAGAAAGGAAACUUCAAUCCCUGGGGAUAUUCUUGGCCAAGUAUCACAUACUCAUGAUAUAAUCAUGACUUUGGAUAAAACAAUUUCUGAUCUAGAGAUGCAACUGGCAGCUGCUAGAGCUGCACAGACGUUUGAGAAAACUAUGGGAUCUCAAACAGAAUCACUAAUACGUCGUCGCAAAGUCUUCUUUGUCAUGGGAAUUAUGACCGCAUUUAGCAGUAGAAAACGCAGAGAUUCAAUUAGAAAUACUUGGAUGCCUCAAGUUCAAAAUCUUAGAAGAAUGGAGCAAGAGAAAGGAAUUGUAAUUCGCUUUGUUAUUGGCCGCAGCUCAACUCCUGUUGGUGUUUUAGAGCGUGCUAUGGAAGCGGAAGAAGUGCAGCAUCAGGAUUUCCUUAGACUGAAUCAUGUUGAAGGUUAUCAUGAGUUGUCUUCAAAAACUCAAAUAUACUUCUCCAUGGCUGUGACUCUAUGGGAUGCUGAUUUUUACAUCAAAGUAGAUGAUGAUGUGCAUGUAAAUCUUGGUGUUCUUGCUUCUAAUCUAGCGCACCACAGAUCAAAACCUCGUGCCUAUAUUGGCUGUAUGAAGUCUGGACCUGUGCUGGCAAAGCA
Phalaenopsis equestris is the source of this 1124-nucleotide messenger RNA. Its product is annotated as beta-1,6-galactosyltransferase GALT31A-like. The record is from RefSeq and is a predicted model, not a curated record. Gene Ontology annotation, molecular function: hexosyltransferase activity. Gene Ontology annotation, cellular component: Golgi membrane. NCBI's taxonomy places the organism in Eukaryota, Viridiplantae, Streptophyta, Magnoliopsida, Asparagales, Orchidaceae.